Molecule: messenger RNA, 963 nt
Organism: Cornus florida
Lineage: Eukaryota; Viridiplantae; Streptophyta; Magnoliopsida; Cornales; Cornaceae
Exons: 1
Coding region: 59-655 (198 amino acids)
Source: RefSeq, a predicted model, not a curated record
UCACGAGCCUUUAUAAAUCUCCAUUUGAAACAAAGACAUAUCAUCUCCCACCACAGAAAUGGCUGGUCCUCCAUCUCAUCCCAAAACCCUCGACUACCUCCAUGAUUUCUCUAGGAAGUCAUCAUCUUCCACCUUGAGCUCCCAGAAACUGAAAACCCUAGUUCACACACUGAUCUUUUCGCAAGUGUGUCGCGUAGCUCGAGCUCUCUCCAAAGCAAAAUCCAUUCUGAUUGAGCUCCUGAGGGAAAUCCAGUUCAUUCACUUCAUAGACUAUGUUCUAAAGAAGAACAGCAAGGACAAGAACAAGAAGAGACUGUUUGGUUCGUUUAGACUACACUAUAACUGGUGCUCUAGUUCUCAUGUCAUGCCGGUGCCUUCGCCGGUGCUAGAUGGGUUCCCCAAGAAUCAUGCCUACUAUGAUUCGACAUGGAAUUCCGUCAUUUCUACCGAGUGUGAGGACAUUGCGGAGUCACAGCUGUCGGGGUACCUGAAUUGGCUGGAAGAGAAGGUGCAUGAGAAUUGUAAAACAGAGGAGGACAAGAAUGAGAUUGAUAAGCUGGCUGAUAUGUUCAUUGCAAAUUGCCAUGAGAAGUUCAGGUUGGAGAAACAAGAGUCUUAUAGAAUGUUUCAAGAAAUGAUGGCUAGAAGUGUAUGAGGAGGAGGAGGGUCUUUCUUUCUAUUGUAUUUGGUUACAUUGGAAGUGGGGUUGGGAUGAUACUAGAUAGCCAUAAUUGAGUGUGGGUUUAGAGCUCCAUCUCUCUUUUAGUUCUUGGUUUAAUUUACUUUCUUUUUAUAUUUUUAUGUUCUCUUAAUUUCAUCAUGAUGGGGUUUGGGUUUGGGUUUGGAGAGAAUUGUACAUGAUGGCCAGGGGAGUGGAGAUUAAUUUGUGCAAUUCUUGUGUUGCAAUGCUGUAUUCAUUUGGUUGGAAUUGAGCUUGAAGUUAAUUAAUUUCUUGAAGUACUU